Carassius carassius (crucian carp) is the source of this 2694-nucleotide messenger RNA. RefSeq names its product disintegrin and metalloproteinase domain-containing protein 10-like. Gene Ontology annotation, biological process: Notch signaling pathway; membrane protein ectodomain proteolysis. NCBI's taxonomy places the organism in Eukaryota, Metazoa, Chordata, Actinopteri, Cypriniformes, Cyprinidae. The record is from RefSeq and is a predicted model, not a curated record. The transcript has 16 exons. The coding region runs from base 78 to 2345 and encodes 755 amino acids. Gene Ontology annotation, cellular component: synaptic membrane; plasma membrane. Gene Ontology annotation, molecular function: metalloendopeptidase activity involved in amyloid precursor protein catabolic process.
CAAUCACCGAGGGCGACUGCGCCUUUAAGACCCGCAAAACUAACAUCGAAACCAGCCUUGGUGUCAAUGUGCGAGCGAUGAAAUUACUCGAUAUGGUUUUGUUAAAAAUCUUGAUGCUGUUAUACUGCUUAAGCGAAAGCAAAGGUCAGUAUGGAAAAACCCUGAGCAAGUAUAUUCGACAUUACGAAGGCCUGUCCUACGACACAGAUGUCUUACACAGCAAGCACCAGAGGGCUAAAAGAGCUCUGUCUCACCAGGACCAGUUCCUGCACCUGGACUUCCACGCUCACGGCAGGCAUUUUAACCUUCGGAUGAAGAGGGACACCUCUCUCUUCGCUCCCGAUCUGAAGGUGGAGGUUUCUGGAGAAGAGAUUCCCUAUGACACCUCUCACAUUUACACUGGAGAAAUUUAUGGUGAGAAGGGCACUCUGACACAUGGCGCUAUCGUGGAUGGGAAAUUUGAGGGUUUCAUUAAGAGCCAUAUGGGCACAUACUACGUAGAACCCUCAGAGAGAUACCUCAAAGACCAGAAUGUGCCCUACCACUCAGUCAUCUACCAUGAGGAUGAUAUCGAUUAUCCUCAUAAAUAUGGAGCAGAAGGUGGCUGUGCAGAUCACUCUGUUUUUGAGAGGAUGAAGAAAUACCAGGCAUCUGCAGUGGAGGAGCCCACCCAGCAGACGAACCACGUGAUUGACGAAGAGAUGGCUGAUGGACCGGUGAUCCUGAGGAAACGUCGUGCAGCACAGGCAGAGAAAAAUACCUGUCAGCUCUUCAUCCAGACGGAUCACCUCUUUUACAAAUACUACGGCAGCAGGGAUGCUGUGAUCGCACAGAUUUCCAGUCAUGUGAAGGCCAUUGACUCCAUCUAUCAAAACACAGAUUUUAAUGGCAUCCGCAAUAUUGGCUUCAUGGUGAAGAGAAUCAAGAUCAACACUACCGAUGAUAUAAAUAAUAAAUCUAACCCUUUCCGAUUACCCAACAUUGGUGUGGAGAAAUUUCUUGAGCUCAACUCCGAGCAGAAUCACGAUGACUACUGCCUAGCCUAUGUCUUCACAGAUAGAGACUUUGAUGAUGGAGUCCUGGGUCUAGCCUGGGUCGGGGGUCCUACAGGCAGCUCUGGUGGAAUCUGUGAAAAGUAUAGAGAGUACUCCGAUAAGAAGAUGAAGUCUCUGAACACUGGCAUCAUCACAGUGCAAAACUAUGCUUCGCACGUUCCCCCUAAAGUCUCCCACAUCACCUUCGCUCAUGAGGUCGGACAUAACUUCGGCUCUCCGCAUGAUUCAGGAAGUGAAUGCACUCCGGGAGAGUCUAAGACUCAGGACCAGAAAGAAAAAGGCAACUACAUCAUGUAUGCCAGAGCCACAUCAGGAGACAAGUUCAACAACAACAAGUUCUCCAUCUGCAGCAUUCGCAACAUCAGCCUAGUGCUGGAAAAGAAAAGAUCCAUCUGCUUUGUUGAAUCUGGACAGCCCAUCUGUGGUAAUGGUUUGGUUGAGGCUAAUGAACAGUGUGACUGUGGCUAUAGCGAUCAGUGCAAGGACAAAUGCUGCCAUGAUGCCAAUGCGCCAGAACUGAAGUGUAAACUAACGCAAGGCUCUCUAUGCAGUCCUAGUCAGGGUCCAUGCUGCACGUCAGAAUGCGGAUUUGAGAACAGCGGUGUGAUGUGCAGGAAUUAUUCUGAGUGUGCUUUUCAUGGCAUGUGCAGUGGAAACUCUGCCCAGUGCCCCACCUCAAUGCCUAAAGCAAACCUUACACUCUGCAAUGGAAAAAGACAAGUCUGCCUUAAUGGGGUGUGCUCUGGCUCUAUCUGUCAGAUGUAUAAGGAUCUAGAGGCUUGCACCUGUGCCACUGAAGAGGGGAAAAACGAGACAGAGCUGUGUCAUGUGUGCUGUAUGUCAAAGGGUCAGCCCGACACUUGCAGCAGCACUAGCUCAAAGAGAUGGGCUCAUCGCUUUAACGAUACUGUCAUCACCUUACCGCCUGGCUCUCCUUGUAAUGAUUUCAGAGGUUACUGCGAUGUCUUCAUGAAGUGUAGGCUGGUGGAUGCUGAUGGCCCUCUGGCAAGGCUUAAGAAGGCCAUUUUCAACCCUGAGCUUUACACAAGCAUUGCACAGUGGAUAGUGGGGCAUUGGUGGGCGGUUCUUCUAAUGGGCAUUGCUCUCAUCAUGCUAAUGGCUGGGUUUAUCAAGAUCUGCAGUGUGCACACACCUAGCAACAACCCUAAAUUACCCCCACCCAGACCACUGCCAGGCACACUGAAGAGAAGAAAUGCCGCUGCACAGUCCCAGCCACAGCGCCAUCGCCAGCAGAGAGAGGACUAUCAGAUGGGCCAGAUGCGACCCUGAGAAGCCCUCCUCAUUACCUUGUUUUUUCCUAGUGCCUACACUUGGGAAACACUUCACUCCAAAGAGUUCGCUGAAUCAAUCAAUGAAGCCCCAUCUACAAACAAAGAAACUGGCAAAUAAAAUGACUUCAAAGGACUCUACUUAAGAAAAUAUGCAUUUUAAAGAGUAAGAAACCACUGCUCUGGGUGCCAGCAAAGCUUACCUUGCAUAGCUCAGAGAAAAAUUCAGAAGCUAGUCUUGAGGAAGAGGACAGAAUUGUACAUUUUUUUCUGCUUUUCUAAUUCUUUCACAAGUUAUUAAACCAUUGUUCUCUCCACAAGUUUUUUUCCUCUUUUGCCUUUUUUUAUAU